Messenger RNA from Candidula unifasciata, 443 nucleotides. The record is from the annotation of a GenBank genome assembly. NCBI's taxonomy places the organism in Eukaryota, Metazoa, Mollusca, Gastropoda, Stylommatophora, Geomitridae.
GUGGAACUAAGCAGCUAUGUUCUAAACAGUGAACCGGCUGAGCCCAUUUUGUCGGAAUUGGUAACUGCAUUGCUGAGUGGUUGCAGAGAUACAGACUACCGAACUCAGAUUCUGUAUGGACAGUGUUUGGGAGAUCUGGGAGCCAUUGACGCUGGGAGGUUGGAAUUGAUCACAAAACGACCUGAUGUAAAGUUGGCCAACUUUCACCCAUCAGUCAGUAACGACGACUUUGCCUAUGAACUUAUUAAUGUGGUUGUUAAGGCAUUUCUUGCAGCCACUGAGCCACGAGUUCAAGACAGCGCCUCAUUUGCCUUGCAAGAAUUGCUGCAGAUUUACAAAAUUCGAGAACCUGGCGAUAACCAGAGUGCCAAAUCCAAGGGCAAACUAUGGGACCGUUUUCCUGAUCAGACUCAAGAAAUCCUCAUUCCUCUGCUGAACUCUAA